Molecule: messenger RNA, 5185 nt
Organism: Nannospalax galili (Upper Galilee mountains blind mole rat)
Lineage: Eukaryota; Metazoa; Chordata; Mammalia; Rodentia; Spalacidae
Gene: CUNH4orf50
Product: chromosome unknown C4orf50 homolog
Exons: 15
Coding region: 509-5185 (1558 amino acids)
Source: RefSeq, a predicted model, not a curated record
GAGUGUUUCGUCUCUACCCUGUGACACAGAGAGCUGUGUCUGUCUGUGUGCUUGACUUUUCCACUCAGAACUCAUGUGACAGUGGCCUUAAGUCUGCAGUUAGAUCCAUCCGGUCACACCCAGCUCAGCCAUGUUUCUGUUGCUGACUAGCCACGUUCUUGUGACUCUGAGGAGCAAAGUGACAGAUUCCAGGCCAUCCCUUGGGAGAGAUCUUCUGUGACUACCGCUGGACAGGUGGACCUGUGACAUUCCACAGGGCUCCUGACACCCUGACAGUGACUGGCAAGAAGGAGCAAGUGCCUGAGUCUCUCAGUGAGAGCAGCCUUCCAAGGAAUCCUUCCUGCUUCCCAGUGGGGACCAGCAACCAUCCUCUUCUACCCCCAAGAAGCCGCUCAGGCCUGACAGAAUAUGGCUCACACUGGCAGGGCACAGCAGCCACCUAGAAAUUUCCAGAAAGUCCAUGUUGCAAACUCACUCCAUUUUAUUAAGCCAGUGAAGGAUUUCUGGGAUGGAGUCCGCAGCCCAGGAACAGACUGAGCAAAUCUUCAGCUAUGUCGUCAGAGCCCCCAGCACUGAGGGCUUCGAUGUGAUGAAUGUUGAUGUGAAGAUUGACACAUGCUGGGUGUUCCGGGAUGUGGAGGAGAGCAGUGAGGAACAGGAGGAACAGGGAUGCCUUCCAGAAGCAGCAACCGGCAGCCCAGAUGUGGACACAGGGCUACUCAGGAAGCAGCUGGAAUCCUCGGAGCAGACGCUGUUGGCAGCCGUGGACAAGUACAUGAUGUCUGAGUCGGGGCUGCGGAACAGAGUCCAGGAGCUGGAGCUGUCGGAGAGGAGGCUGAUCCUGAAGGUGGACCAGCUGACCGCCUGUGUGGCCCAGGAACGAAGCGCCUCCCUCCAUGUGCAGGAGCAGCUGCAGGCAUUGCAGGGGGAGCUGGCCAGCCGGGUUCGUGUCCCUUCCACUUCCCAGUGGCAGAGGUGGCGGCACUGGCGGCUGCGGGAGCGGCUGCAGAGCAAGGACGAGGCUCUGGCGCAGCAGGCGGCGGCCUUGGAGCGCUGCAGACGGACGCAGCGGCAGCAGCUGGGCCUAGUGCGCGAGCAGGAGUUUGUCCUGCGGGUGCAAGUGCAGCAGUUGGAGCGCGACGUGCGGCGGCUGGGUUGCGCUGCGGGCCUCCUGCUGGCCCAGCUGGACCGCGUGGACCCAUCGCCCGGCUCCAGCAGCCACCAGCCGCAGGUCUGGGCCUGUCCCCGGGGUGUCCGGGAGGCAGAGGCGGCGCGAAGGCUGCGGGAGCAGCGACUGCGGGAGCAGCUGGAGGAGCUGCGCUGCUGCGUGUACGGGCUGACGCUGUCCGACAUCGGCCUGCACCGCCAGCUGGAGGAGCUUGCAGAGCAAAACCGGUGCCUGCAGGCCCAGCUGGAAGCCCAGGUCCCCACGGAGCAGCACUGUAGCCUGCUGUGCAGGGUGGGGGGUGGGGGUGUCCCCCUGCUGACAAGGGAAGACACUGAGGGUCCAAAAGUCUUCCUGGCGAGCCAGCUCUCAGAAGAGCCCCAUGGCUGCGUUGGAGAUGGACCAGCCCCCUGUAUGGUAGCACCCGGUCCAAGGACCACGAGUGAGCUCCAGAGAGACCUGGCAGGGUCUGAACAUGGACAGGGUGCUCCCACUCAGCCCAGCCUGGAUGGACAGGUUCUUCUCCUGCUAUGCGGCUGCUCCCCAGGGCGGUGCACGGAUGAGCCACUCUACUUGCACCUAGCAGGGGUUUCAGAGAGUCCCACAACUGCUCCAGCCCAGGAGCCUCUGCUCCUGUCACAGACACCCCUGCUCUGGGGACUCGAGGCCCUGCUGCCACCACUGCUCCAGGAGUCUGUCCUACAAGAACUCCAGACCCAAGAAGAACUGGGAAGCCAGCCCUCAUCCACCUCUAGGACUGCAACACACCCUGGUGGGGAUUGUAACCUGGCAGGGAGCCAUGACUCCUCCCUCAGCCAGGAGUCCACACUCACUUCAAAUGGCCUAUUUUCCACAGAAGGACCCAGGGAGCCAAGACACCUAUGUGAGGAGAGAAGUGCGCCCCCAGUUGCAAGAGCAGAGGAAUGGGAGGUGAUGGGGACCUUGGGUACGAUGAAGUUAGAGCCUGACAAAUGUCCACCAGGUCAGGAAAGCAGUGGGAAACUGAGCUUAGGGGUGGGGGUCCAAGCCCCAAAGGGCCCACAGAACAAGAGUGGAGCCUCAGACACCCAGGUCACCGCCCACUGUCCUUGGUCCUGGGGAGAGUGUCUAUUACUGCCUCCUCAUGGGCCGGCCUCUGGGUCACAGGAGGGCCCUAAGUCCCUGAGCAGGAAAGGGAGGGUGGAGGCAUGUGGCAGGGGCCUUCUGGGUGGAAUGCCAUCAGAGGAGGAGGAAGUGUCCCCCCUGGUCACCAGCUCCAGGGCCCACGAGACCAGAGAGCCAUGGCCAAAUGGUAGCCAGCCCCUAGCAGGAAAGGUUGGAGAUGUCUGGAGGAGGGCACGGGGCGAGGAGGGCCAUCAGCUGGGGUUUGGAGACAUUCCAGUUCUAAGGGAGGAAAGCUCUGGGGGUGAAGGUCAAGAGCAGAAGAUGAGGCUCCAAAUAGCACCCAACCCAGCCUGUGGGGUGCCCCUCAGCUGCCUAACUGCAAAACACGUGUGGGCAGGGGCUGCCUUUCCUUGUGGGAGAUCAAAGUUUUCAUCAGUUUCUGAACUGGACCACGGCAGGUGCCAGAGGUGGGGCCCCUGUCUUUCACAGGCUCUGAGCACAGGACAGGAUAGGUGUGCCCUCCAGAGAGACAAACUGAAGAGGGAGGUGGAGGCCUGCUUCCAGCAGCUGAAUACCCUGAAACUCGGCUGUGGGGGUCCCCAGCAGAUGUCAGCAUUGGUGGGAAAGAACCAGAGUGUCACUCACACAUGGUGGGACAUUGAGGAGGGCAUGUGUCCUCAGAAGGCCUUGGCAAGCCAGGGUCUGCUUGCUUGUUCUACUGAGGAUACAAAGCCUAGUGGGCACAGCAAAGGGGUUAGACCAGAAGAGGAUGUGGCCCUGGGAACUGGUGACACUCUUCUACAGUCAGUGCCUGAUGGGGAUGCAGCCAACUGGGGUCUUGCAGAACUGGGUGGGUGUCAGCUCUCAACACCAUGGGGCACCCAGGAGAGGACAGGAGGCGAGUUCCACCAGCUCUCUACCACCCCGAAGAAAGAGAGAAGCCAGGUCUUAUGUGACAAUGCCCAGUGUCAGGGAGACGAAGGGAGGUGCCACGGGGAAGCCUGUCGUUACAAAAAAGAGCGAGCACGAGAAACAGUCAAAACAUCCAGGCUGGAGCAGGUGAACCACGCUCUGCGGGAGGAGCUGGGCCGCCUCAGGCAGGAACUGACCCAGAGUCUGCAGGCCAUGUCCGACCUGGAGGACUGCAAUGGGAAGAGUUACAACAAGAUUUCCCAGCUUGAGGAGGAGAACGAGAAACUGAAGCAGGACCUGGGCCAGCUGCAGAAAGUCAUGUCUGAGAGUGUCAGGAAAGCCCAAGGCUGGACAGAGUGUGUCACCCUGGAAAACGCAGAGCUCAGGGCACUGAUUUCAGAGCUCAGGGUUAGUUACAAAGAGCUGAUGAAGGAUGUGGUCCUGGGAAUAGAAGACACGGUCUGGGCCCUGAAGGGAGAGAAUGAGCAUCUUCUGCACAGGGUCCAAGGCCUGGAACAGGAAGUGGCCUCACAGAUGAGCAGGGGUGGAGGCUACUGUGGGGAAGAAAGGUGGUACCCCAAGAUGGUGGGGGACAAGGGGCACAGUGAAGACAAAGAGGUCCAGGCGACUCCAUUCUCAGGACAUCUCAUCACCAGAGCCUGUGGGCCACCCUGGGGUGAGAAAUCAGGUGUGAAUGGGAGCCAGAUGGAACCUUCCUUAGGUCUGGGAGGUUCCAGAGGCAGGGCUGAUGCAACCACUCCCACAUUGGUCUGUGGAGUCACUGAAGGACCCCAAGCCCUGGAAGGACACAUUAAUGGAACAGGAGGAAACAAAGUUCAACAACAGAGAGAGGAGAGAGAAUCCUGCUGCUCCGUACAGCGAGGCCAGCCUCCGAGGUCCCUGAACCUCAGCCCCCAGCUCCAGGACUCUAAGAUGGAAGCCAUGGAGGAAGACCCCAAACUGUGUGUCCAGCGACUUCAUCACCAGGUGUGGACCCUACAGUGCCAGCUCAGAGACCAGAGCUGGGCACUCUGGGAGCUGCAGGCAGGUCGGGAUGAGGCCGUGAACCUCCAGGAUGAGCUCAAGGGCAAGCUGCGGGAACUCUGGGGACAGCAGCAUGAAGCUCGUCUGGCCACAAGUCCUCUGAAGGCCAAGCUGGUGUCCCUGGUUCACAAGUGCCAGGAGAGGAACCACCUGAUUGCAUACCUGCUGCGGGAGCUGCGGAGACAUGGGUUGGAGAACCUCCUACUCUCCAAGCUGACACAGAACAUGCUGGAUGAUGAGGCAUUGGCUGAGUAUGCCACCACCUUCCAGACCCCCCAAGCUCCUGAGACAAACUGCUGUCUGGACAUGGGCCCCGAGGGGACAGCAGCUGGAGGAGCUCAGGAAUAUCUGCUAAAUUCUGAAGUGGACAGUGUCCUGCAAAGCUGGUGGGGGAUGGAGUCCUGGCCUCCUCCAGAGGUUCAGUGGUCGGCGCAGAUGACUCCAGUAGGUUCCGUGAAGGCCCAGAGGAUCCUGGCUUCCCACCAAGAGCUCAGGCAGAGAGUCUGCAGUGAUUCCCAAGCCAAUAAAUCACGGCAGUGGGGCGCCGGCCGGCCCGACGCCGUGGGCCUGCCGGGCCCGGGCGGCAGCGAGGACACGGCCAGCGACGUGAGCGAGCCCUCGGGCUCUGCGGUCAGCUCGCCCGGCGAUCGCGACGACAGACCGCCGGCGCUGCGCAUCCGCUGCCCCGCGCCCCGCGACCUGCCGCUCGGCCGGGACAAUGGCCAGCGGGUACAGAGGGAAGACUUGGAUGUUGGAAAGGAAAAGAGCUUGGCCCAUUCUUGGAGUGGAGAAAUAGAGGCCUUGGAGGGGGUCGCUGGGCGAGAUCCUGGUGGGCCAAGGAUGUUACCCGCAAUUAGGACCGGUGCUGCUGCGGGAUGGUACUGCCCGCCGCACUCAAGUUGUGGAAGCGAGAGGGAGACACCUGUGGAGCUGCCACAGGUCUUCGCCUGCGCGUCCUAA